Miscanthus lutarioriparius is the source of this 1629-nucleotide messenger RNA. Lineage: Eukaryota; Viridiplantae; Streptophyta; Magnoliopsida; Poales; Poaceae. The record is from the annotation of a GenBank genome assembly.
AUGGGCGAGGGCGAGGGCGAGGGCGACGCGCAGUCGGAGGUGCUGCUCGCUGUGCUCCAGGAUCACCAACAGGGAUUGACGGAGACGUCGCCAGCGUCGCCACCGCCUCCUGCGGAAGCUGGCUCCGACACCGGGCAAGGAGAGAAGCUCGCCGCCCAGAACACCGCACCGGCAGCCGGUACCGCUCCAAUGGGCGAAUGCAGCACGGAGUACAGGGGCCUCCCCGACGCCAAUGGCGAGGACGCGGGGUCGGUGCCGGUGCCGGCGGCGCUCCGCAAGGUCUCCAUCGUCCCGCUCGUUUUCCUCAUCUUCUACGAGGUCUCCGGAGGGCCGUUCGGCAUCGAGGACAGCGUGGGCGCGGCGGGGCCGCUCCUCGCCAUCAUCGGCUUCCUGGCCCUCCCCGUCAUCUGGAGCAUCCCGGAGGCGCUGAUCACGGCGGAGCUUGGCACCAUGUUCCCGGAGAACGGCGGGUACGUCGUGUGGGUCGCCUCGGCGCUCGGCCCCUACUGGGGAUUCCAGCAGGGGUGGGUGAAGUGGCUGAGCGGCGUCAUCGACAAUACCCUGUACCCCGUCCUCUUCCUGGACUACCUCAAGUCCGCCGUGCCGGCGCUGGGCGGCGGCCCGCCGAGGGCGUUCGCGGUGCUCGGACUCACGGCGUUGCUGACGCUGCUCAACUACAGGGGGCUCACCGUCGUCGGGUGGGUCGCCAUAUGCCUCGGGGUGUUCUCCAUCCUGCCUUUCUUCGUCAUGGGGCUCAUCUCGCUGCCCAGGCUCCGGCCGGCCAGGUGGCUGGUGGUCGACCUCCACAACGUCGACUGGAACCUGUACCUCAACACGCUGUUCUGGAACCUCAACUACUGGGACUCCAUCAGCACGCUGUCCGGCGAGGUGGACAACCCGGGCAAGACGCUGCCCAAGGCGCUCUUCUACGCGGUCAUCUUCGUGGUGGUGGGCUACCUGUACCCUCUCCUCGCCGGGACCGGCGCGGUGCCGCUGGACAGGGGCCAGUGGAGCGACGGCUACUUCUCGGACCUCGCCAAGCUCCUCGGCGGCGCGUGGCUCAUGUGGUGGGUGCAGGCGGCGGCGGCGCUGUCCAACAUGGGCAUGUUCGUGGCGGAGAUGAGCAGCGACUCGUACCAGCUGCUGGGCAUGGCGGAGCGGGGAAUGCUGCCGGCCUUCUUCGCGCGGCGGUCGCGGCACGGGACGCCGCUGGUGGGCAUCCUCUUCUCGGCGUCGGGCGUCCUGCUGCUCUCCUCGCUGAGCUUCCAGGAGAUCGUGGCCGCCGAGAACUUCCUCUACUGCUUCGGCAUGCUGCUCGAGUUCAUCGCCUUCGUGCUCCUGCGCGUGCGCCGGCCCGACGCCCCGCGGCCGUACCGCGUCCCGCUCGGGACCGCCGGGUGCGUCGAGAUGCUGGUGCCGCCCACGGCGCUGAUCGUCGUCGUGCUGGCGCUGUCGACGCUCAAGGUGGCGCUGGUCAGCCUCGGCGCCGUGGCCAUCGGGCUCGUGCUGCAGCCGGCCCUGAGGUUCGUUGAGAUGAAGGGUCUGCUCCGGUUCGCCGUCAAUUCGGACCUGCCGGACAUCGGCGUUGGCCGUUCACCCGCCUCGGCGGAGGAGCCGCUAGCACCAUAG